AUAAUUAUUAUCCAUCUUAAUUCAUCAGUUAUUUCAGUCGCAUUGUAGUUCACACCAAUCUGUUCUCUGUUUUUUGAGAAUUGGGACAAAUCGUGCAUUUUGGAUACACAACAAUUUGUGUCGUGCAUUCUUGGCCCUUUUGUAAUACAAACAUCAGUGAACCUCUACAGUCUGAACAACGAGACCUUUUAAACAAGUCAGUCACAGAAAUGCGAACAUCAUCUCUGUUACUUGUAAUCAUUGUACUUACCAUACUGUGCACUUCUAAUGUGCAUUCAAAACAUCGCAGACGUUCUGACAAAAAACGGAAACCGACACACCACCCAAAACCGUCAAAACCAAAACCAAAGCCAAAACCGAAACCUUGUCGAAGAUUGACACACUGCGUGACUGAUCAGUGGAGUGUAUGGAGUAACUGUUCAGUGGCUUGUGGAACAAACGGAAUACAAGCACGUACUAGAAAGGUAAUUAAACGUGAAGUUUGUGGAGGUCUUUGUCCAUUUGAACUGAAGCAGGUUCGCGGCUGUAACCAAUACUGUCAAAAUGGGGGCACUCUGGGGCAAACAAGGUGUAAAUGUUUGCCUCGGUAUGGCGGGCAAUGCUGCGAAAAAGUUCACGGAGGAUGGAGUUGCUGGGGAGUAUGGGAAGACUGCAGUAAAACCUGUGGUGGCGGCAUACAGAGACGUUGGAGGACUUGUAAUAAUCCCCUCCCGGCCAAUGGCGGAAGGCCGUGCCCUGGGACGAGAGUUAGGAGUAGGGAGUGUAAUGUCACACCGUGUCCAGUUGAUGGAAACUGGUCGGCCUGGGGAUCCUGGGGCGACUGCAGUGUCACGUGUGGCGGAGGAACUCAAAGGCGCUCUCGUUCCUGCACCAAUCCCCCAAUGGCCCAUGGCGGAAAGCCUUGCACCGGACAAAGUACAAUGAUACAAGAUUGUAACAUGCACGUGAUGUGUCCAGUGAACGGAGGGUGGACAACUUGGGAAAACUGGAGCAAAUGUAGCGUAACUUGUGGCGGAGGAACUCAAACGCGUUCUCGUUCAUGCACCAACCCACCCGCGGCCCAUGGUGGCAAAACUUGUGUGGGUCUCAAAGAAAUUACACAGGACUGCAACAAAGAUGUGUUCUGUCCAGUGAACGGAGGUUGGACAAUCUGGGGACGCUGGGACAAAUGUAGUGUGACUUGUGGUGGAGGAACAAAAACGCGUUCUCGUUCAUGUACCAACCCACCCGCGGCCCAUGGCGGGAAAACUUGUGUGGGUCUGAAGGAAAUGACGCAAGAUUGCAACAAAGACGUGUUCUGUCCAGUUAAUGGAGGCUGGACAACUUGGGGAAACUGGAACAAGUGUAGUGUAACCUGUGGCGGAGGAACUCGAACACGUUCUCGUUCAUGCACCAACCCACCCGCGGCCCAUGGUGGUAAACCUUGUGUGGGUCUCAAAGAAAUUACACAGGAUUGCAACAAAGAUGUGUUCUGUCCAGUAAAUGGUGGCUGGACGACGUGGGGAGACUGGGACAAAUGUAGCGUAACUUGUGGCGGAGGAACAAAAACACGUUCUCGUUCAUGCACCAACCCACCCGCGGCCCAUGGUGGCAAAACUUGUGUGGGUCUGAAGGAAAUGACACAGGACUGCAACAAAGAUGUGUUCUGUCCAGUGAAUGGAGGCUGGACGACGUGGGGAAACUGGGACAAAUGUAGCGUAACUUGUGGCGGAGGAACAAAAACACGUUUUCGCUCAUGCACCAACCCAUCCGCGGCCCAUGGUGGUAAACCUUGUUUGGGUCUGAAGGAAAUGACUCAGGACUGCAACAAAGACGUGUUCUGUCCAGUCGAUGGAGGCUGGACAACUUGGGGAAACUGGAGCACAUGUACUGUAACUUGUGGCGGAGGAACUCAAACACGUUCUCGUUCAUGCACCAACCCACCCAUGGCCCAUGGUGGUAAAACCUGCCUUGGUUUAAAAGAAAUGACACAGGACUGCAACAAAGACGUGAUGUGUCCAGUGAACGGUGGCUGGACGACGUGGGGAAACUGGAGCCAAUGUAGUGUGACUUGUGGUGGAGGAAGUCAAACACGUUCUCGUUCAUGCACCAAGCCACCCGCGGCCCAUGGUGGCAAAUCUUGCAUGGGUCCGAAGGAAAUGACACAGGACUGCAACAAAGACGUGUUCUGUCCAGUGAAUGGUGGUUGGACGUCGUGGGGAAACUGGAGCAUAUGUACUGUCACUUGUGGUGGAGGAACUCAAACGCGUUCUCGUUCAUGCACCAACCCACCCGCGGCCCAUGGUGGCAAAACUUGCGUGGGUCUGAAGGAAAUGACACAGGACUGCAACAAAGAUGUGCCCUGCCCGGUUGCAGGUGGCUGGACUGUCUGGGGAAACUGGGGCGAGUGUAACAAAGACUGUUUAAAGACAAGAACAAGAUCUUGCACCAGGCCUCCUCCAUCUAAUAAUGGCAGAAACUGCAUUGGUCCUCCAUUACAAACAGUCAAUUGUACUUUUGAUGAGUGCGUGGGGGGUAAUGGAGGCGGUGGAAAACAUGAAAAUGGACUUGGAAUCAGAAGCGACUCUAGUGAGGGAGGCUCAGGGUACGCUGAAUUGUCGACGUGGUCUCUGUGGACCAAAUGGAGCGAUUGCAGCAGCAGCUGCGGCGAGGGAAGCAAGAGGUUCCGACAACGCACGUGCGGUAACGUCAUCAACAGGAUACACCGGAAGUGUUCGGGAAACAGUUUACAGAUUGAAUCCUGUACAGUUCCACCCUGCUGAAAAGGAUCAAGCUGUUAGCUCAAGAGUAUGAAGGGAACUUUCAAACGCCUUUUACGAUCCACUUUUUCUGAAAUUAUAGCGCUAAACUUGAGGAAAAAAGCUGGAAUUCAAUUUAGUAAGCGGUAUUCACGAAUUUAAAAUUAGACGAAGUGCU
Messenger RNA from Orbicella faveolata, 2916 nucleotides. Its product is annotated as coadhesin-like. The record is from RefSeq and is a predicted model, not a curated record. NCBI's taxonomy places the organism in Eukaryota, Metazoa, Cnidaria, Anthozoa, Scleractinia, Merulinidae.